AUGCUAACACUUGAACUGCUCAAGCUUGGGAUACUGACACUUAAACUUCUCGAGAUUGGGAUGCCAAUAUCUGAACUAUUUAAGCUUGGGAUGCUAACACUUGAACUGCUCAAACUUGGAAUACUGAUACUUGAACUGCUGAAGCUUAAUUGGAUGCCAAUAUUUGAACUAUUUAAGCUUGGGAUGCUAACACUUGAACUGCUCAAGCUUGGGAUACUGACACUUGAACUGCUGAAGCUUAGUAUGCUAAUACUUGAACUGCUCAAGCUUGGGCUACUGACAAAUGAGCUACUCAAACAUGGGAUGUUGACACUUGAACUGCUGAAGCUUGGGAUACUGACACUUAAACUUCUCGAGAUUGGGAUGCCAAUUUGA
This is a messenger RNA of Penaeus vannamei (Pacific white shrimp), 375 nucleotides long. Lineage: Eukaryota; Metazoa; Arthropoda; Malacostraca; Decapoda; Penaeidae. The record is from RefSeq and is a predicted model, not a curated record.